GCGGAUCUAAACGCACGUGCCACAUCGUCCUGCCAAGAUCCGAGAGAGCGACGGGAUACCUUUUGGGAUAAGCAGGGUGAUCGCCGCGAUGAUCAGAUAUCUCAUCUUUUUUUUCGCAAUGUCGAGCGCUGCUCUGGCGGCUCCGCAGUGGUACGGGCCUCACGCUUCUCCGGCGCCGUUGGGGCCCGACGGUCGCGUGGUGGACACGCCGGAAGUCGCGCAGCUGAAGGCUGCUCACUUGACCGCUCUGGCGGAGGCUAAUGCACGGGCGCCGAAGGGACCGGGACCAAUCGGUGGUUACGCCGGACCCAGCGGUUACCCUGGGCCUGGUAGCUACGCUUCCGGAAAUUAUAUUUCACAUUACAGCGGACCACCGGCCCCGCUGGGCCCAGACGGUCGCGUAGUCGACACGCCCGAGGUCCAGCAAGCCAAGGCCGUGCAUUUCUCUCUCUACAAUGCGGAAGCGCGGCGCGUGCCAGCCGGUCCAGCCGAUCCAGUUGCCGUGGGUGCCUACGAUCCAUCCUGGAACAAUGGCGCCUACAAUCCCGCCUGGGAUGGCCCGGGCAGCGGCUACUAUUAAUUCGACUGGAAACGAUGUGGAAACGAUCGGACGAUCAGGGCAAACGCGCGGAACGAAAAUCCGCACUUCCGCUCGUUUGAUUGGACGUCGUAGAUCGCGCUGGACCGUCCGCUGAUUCUCGACCGCCCCCCUUUUUCCCCAGCUACCUCAAGAAUUGGAAGACUAAGAUGUUACUAACUACCUCUCUGAUCAGUAUCGAACACACGGUUCUCCCACGCCGAUCCUCCGAUCGCAUCUUCCCGCCUGCAUCUUUAGCGCCGCAUCUCCUACUUGUCGCGCGCGAGUGCGAACACUUCCGGUGUAUAUGGUGUAUAAAAAAAUAUAUAUAUGCAUAUGACAGUGAUAUUAAGAAAAA
This is a messenger RNA of Monomorium pharaonis (pharaoh ant), 935 nucleotides long. RefSeq names its product pupal cuticle protein. The transcript is spliced from 3 exons. Bases 89 to 580 code for a protein of 163 amino acids. The record is from RefSeq and is a predicted model, not a curated record. Lineage: Eukaryota; Metazoa; Arthropoda; Insecta; Hymenoptera; Formicidae.